Chinchilla lanigera (long-tailed chinchilla) is the source of this 325-nucleotide messenger RNA. RefSeq names its product nuclear RNA export factor 2-like. Gene Ontology annotation, biological process: poly(A)+ mRNA export from nucleus. NCBI's taxonomy places the organism in Eukaryota, Metazoa, Chordata, Mammalia, Rodentia, Chinchillidae. The record is from RefSeq and is a predicted model, not a curated record. Gene Ontology annotation, molecular function: RNA binding; protein binding. Gene Ontology annotation, cellular component: nucleus.
GUGCCUUGAGGACAAUGAAUGGAACUACAGCAGAGCUGGUGAGAGCUUCAUGGUGCUCCAGGACAAGAUCCCAAGAGAAGCCUUCAAAUCGACGCCCUGAAAGGAGCCCCUGGCUCUCUUACUGCUUUUCAUCUCCCUUAUUGUUUCCCUGUCACCAACCCAUAAUCAUACCUCUGACUUUGGUUGGAGGUCUGACCCACCAAGAAUCCAAGGUUAACUUGUAGGCCAAGUGACACAAUCAUCCAAAUGGCCAGUUGUUCUCUGUGUUGUUCCCAUUCAAGACGGCUGCUUUUGUUCACAAUAAAAAGUGACAUUGCAGGUUGCA